CGGUAUCCUGGUCACGUUUAAAUAAUGUUUAAAAAACUGAAACAGAAGAUUAAAGAGGGAGUUGAAAACUCUCCGGUGAAGAAUUUUGCGGACAACUUUGCACAAGCUGUUAGCCCCGAUCAUAAACCCAGUGAAGGAGCCACAGCCAAUGACAGUGCAUCUGGUACGCAGUCUCCAACACCAGAGGGUGCUGCCAAGGAUGCAGGAGAAGCCAAAGUAGGAGUUUUGGUGGACAUUGCAGAUGGAGGUUCUGGAGACAAUGGUAUGGUGGAAGUGCCCCUGGAGUCUCCCAAUCACGGGACUAUGGAGAAUAGUGUGCUCUCAGAGAGCAAGUUGGAGGAAAUGAUAACAGCAGAGGUGCCAGAGUCUCCAGUCGUGCGCUCCCGCCAUUCUUCCAUGAGCUCAAACGUCAGUGAAAGCCCCUUGUUUCCGCCGCUGGAUCUUUCCCAUCGCCAAUACGUUCCACCCUCCGACAUUGAGAGUGAGUUUGAAGAGACUCCUCAGCAGCACAACCUAAGUCAUGUCUCCAAGGAAGAACUGUUCCAGAAACUGUUGAAGGUAGAGAAGAGGAUGGUACGCUACAAGACCAAGUUUACUCAGUUGAUGAAUGCCUAUCAGGAAACAGAUAGAGAGCGAGAGAAGUUAAAGAAUACCCUGACCCAGUCCCAGGACAAGGCUUUCCGCAGGAUCUCAGAGCUGCGAGAACAGGUCCAGCUAGACCAGCAGGCCAAGAGACACAUCGAGGACAACUACAUGCUGAUGAUGGAGGAGAAGGAGGAGAAGCUGAAGGUGUUACAGAUGCAGGUCCAACUUCUCAAGGAAGGCAAGGAAAUUCCAGCAGAACUGGAGGAGAAGAUGAAAGCCCCCAGUAAGGCUGAAGUGCCCACCAGGGGGCAGGGUGAUGGGGCACCUGCAGAUGGUGCUGGUGAAGCUGCUGCACUCAAAGAAAAGGUGAAGAGACUGGAGGGUUUACUGAACAGAUGUAAGGAGACAAUAAAGAGUAACAAGGAGAAGACAGCACAGCUGGUCAGUGAGAAGGAGGCUCUACAGAAACAGCUGGACGCCAAGGGGGCGGAGCAACAGCAGGAGAAACCCAAGGAAGAGGCACCCACCACCCCAGUCAGCAGCCCGGCACCAUCAGCUGCAGUGGACAAACUAAAACACCAGAUUCUAGAGGCUAGGAAGCUGAUCAAGGACCUGGAGACAGAGAAAGCCAUGGCCAUCGCCGAGGCCAAGCAGCAGAUGCAUGUUGCCAUGGAGGAGAAAGACGAGGAGCUGAACCGGGUGAAGGAAAGCAGCCACGGCUUGACGGAGGAGAAUGAACAGCUGAAGGAAAAGGUGGAGAAGCUGGAAAAACAAGGAAAGGAACAUCUGGAGAAGUCUCGAGAGAUCAUCAAGAAACUGAAGGAGGAAAAGAAUAAGCUUGUGGAGGAAUCACAGCAGAAACUGGCAGAGGCAGAGAAGAAUUUGGAAGACGAGAAACAAAACUUGAUCCAGGAAUUGAAGAGAGGAAAGACGGCUGCUGUGACACUUCUGCAGCAAGAAAUGGAGAGAAAACUAGAGGAGAAGGUCCAGGAGAUGACUCAGCAAAAAGAGGAGGCUCUGGCAAAUAACACCAAGGAAUGGGAGGAAAGAAUGGCAGAGAAAGAAAAAGAAAACCAAGAAGCUCUUGUUGUCAAGGAAAAAGAAAAAGAACAUGCCUUGAAGCAGAAACAAGAAGAGCUUGAAAGAGCUCUCCAGGAGAAGGAGAAUGAGACACGAUUGGCUAUAGAGGAGAGAGAACUCCAGAAGAUGGCAGCGCUGACUGCUCAAGAUGGGCAGAAGGAUGAGCUGCAGCAGAUGAUAGAGCAGCUAAAGGGGAAACAAAUAGAACAGGAGAACAUUAUACAGAAAAUGACAGAAGACCACAGACAAGAAGUCGCAGAUCUGACAAAUCAAAUUGAAGAUAACUUCCAGCGCAAAAAACAAGAACUGCUUGAACUUCAGAGCAAGCAACAGGAAGAGAUUGAGCAAAUGAGAAUGACUUUCGAACAAACUGAACAAGAAAAGCUGUCUGCCUUGAGAAGAGAACACAUUGAAGAAUUAGAAGUCUUGAAUAGAAAACAUGAAGAGGCCUUACAAGGGACGAGUUCUGAUAUCGAGGUCCAGUUCAAGGAACACAUGGAGACUUUAAAAACCCAGCACGAAAACCAGAUACAAGAAAAACAGACACAAAUGGACCAGCUGAAAGCCAAGUUCAAGGAGCACCUGCAAAAGGUCAAAGGUCAACUAGAAGCCCAGAUUCAAGACAAGCAAUCCCAGCUGGAUGACCUUGCGCAUCGUCACGAAGAGCAACUGUCCAGCGUCAGGUCACAAAGUGAGACACAGUUACAGGAGAAAGCGGCACAAAUUGAACAACUUUCCCGCACAAUUGAAGACCUGAGAACUCAGGAGAAUAGUCUGAAUUCACAAAUUGAUGCCACGCGGCAAGAGUACGAAGAGAGAAUUUCUGGGCUUGAGAGACAGUUGACCGAGAGUAAUGAGCAGAAUGAAAAACAACAGAAAGAUAGGGAGAAUGUAGAAAAAGACUUUGAAGUCAAACAGGCCGAAUUUGUGGGCAGAAUUACGGAACUGUCCAAUCUCAUACAAACACUGCAUCAAAACAUUGAAGAAAUGACUCAAAAAAAUUCUCAGUUAGAAUCCAAAACUUCUGAUUUGGAAAACAAAGUGUCUGAAUUAGAGUCUGAUAAAUCUGCACUCGAAAAAGUUCGAGAGGAAAAAGAUAAAGAAUUAAAAAGUUGUGUAGAGCAGUAUGAAGACAGGCUGAGAAUGGAGAAAGAAGGGUUUGAAAAAGAAAUGCAGAGACAAGUGGAGGCAGUUGAAAUUCAAAGGCAGAGCUCUGUAAGUGAAGUCACAGUAGAACUAAGUGAUAAAUUGUCCAAGGCCAAUGAAACCAUCACAACACUGGAGAGGAGGGUGCAAGAAAUGACCCUCAAGGAGAAAGACUUAUUGAGUCAGCUCGAUGAAAUGAGCCGAGAACAUAGAGAAGUAGCCCAGGAGGCAAAUGAGAGUGUCUCCAAACUCCAAGAACAGCUUGAUGAAGCCCAGGGAAUGGCACAGGAAAGAAAAGUGAAACUUGAUGAACUAGAAAAAGAAAAUCAGAAUAAGGAUAAAGAGAUUGAGGAUUUGAGGACAGCCUCAGAGGAAAGUGUUCAAAAAUUACAUGCUAUGCAACAGCAGGUUGAAACAUUAACUGCUGAAAUUACUAAUAACAAUGAAGUGAUAGAGGUGCUUAAAAAUGAAAGUGAAAGCAAACAACAGCAAAUGUUAACGUUACAAGGAGAAAAAGAAAGCUAUCAACAGCAAGUGGAGAGUCUUCAAACUGAAUUACAACAAAAAAGUCACCAGCUUGAAGUAAUUGCUAAAGAGAACGAGCACGGACAGGCAGAAAAGGAGUCUCUUCAAAGGGAAAGUGAAAUCAUUGGUAACCAGCUGCAGGCUUUGCAGAGUGAGCUUGAACGUCGAACCGAUCAACUUGCCAAACUGGAGGAAGAGCUGAACCAAAAACAAGAACAGCUUCAAAACCUGAGGACUGAGUAUGAAGCAAAAAUAAGUGAGAUUGAAACCAACAACACAAGCCACGUUAACUCUCUUGUGACGGAGCAUAAAGAACAGCUUCAGCUCCAGUUACAACCUUUACAAAACGAUAUUGAAGUUAAAAGCAAUCAACUUGCCAAGCUGGAGGAAGAGUUACACCAGACACGGGAGCAGAUUCAAAACCAAAGGGCAGAGUAUGAUACUCAGAUACGUGAUAUUGAGAACGGUCAUGCAAAACAAUUAGAAACACUUUCUGCAGAGCAUGAACAAAAGCUACAGCAGACUUUACUCAGUGCUAGUGAAGAUAAAUCUGAUCAGCUAGCUAAAUUAGAAGAGAUGUUGAACCAGAGGCAAGAACAGAUUCAAAACCUUAAGACUGAAUAUGAAGCUAAAAUCAGCGAAAUUGAAGCAAAUAAUGAAAAGUACGUAGAAUCUCUUGCUGCUGAUCAUGCAGAAAAGCAACAGCAGCUUGCUCACUCACAUGAAGAAAAACUCCAGGAAGUUUACCAAUUAAACGAGCAGAAACUUCGAGAACUUCAGGAUUAUAGCCAGUCAAAAGAUGAAGAAGUGGAACAAUUGAAAGGUGAGCUAGGUAUUUGUAAUCAGGAACUAAUGUUACUUAAAGAACAGAUAGAGAAAUUAGAAUCUGCUCAUCAUGAGGAACUGGAUAGGGUUAGGUUAGAACUGAGCCAAAGUUACGAAAAUAAAUGUAAAGAACAGUCUGAACAAUUAGAGGCUUCCUAUCAGGAAAAUCUGAAAACAGAAAUGGAGCAAGUUACCUCAGCUUUUGAAGAAGAAAAGAAAAAACUGGUCUCUGAAAUGGAAAAUGUGCAAAGAGAGCUGAGCCACCUAAAGGACAAUGGCGACCACGAAACCCAAGCUAUUAUGGAGCAAGUUAGCAACCUUCAAGGGGAAAUUCUGACAAAAGAUUCUGAGAUUCAGGCACAAAUCCAGAAGGUUUCCAGUUUGGAAGAGAAAGUGGCCAGCUUGAGUUCCACAUUAGAAUCCAAAGAUCAAAGCUUGUCUGAGCUGGCCCACAUGCUUGAGGAUGUAGAAGGGAAGCUCGAAGAAAGGCGUCAGGUUAUGGAAUCCACAGAGAGGCUCCACUCCGAGGAAGCUGCUCGCUGGAAGUCCCAGGAAGAAGUGCUGUGUCAAGACUAUGAGACGAGGCUGGAAGAAGCCAGAGAAAAGAUGGAAGGUUUGGAAAACCGGAUCCAAGAGCUUACAACCCAAUUCGGGACCAGGGAAAAGGAGUUGAAGGAAACCCUAGAUCACCAAGUGGCCGAGGAAAGACAGAAAGUGCAAGCAGCUGAAGCAAAAGUACAGGAGCAGUCUCUACGCUUUGAACAACAGAUGGUGCACCUGACUCAGAGUUUGGGACAGGCUCAAGAACAGGGGACCAAGAUGGAAGAUGACUUAAAGGAGCGAGAGGAAAAGCUUAGGAAGUUUGAAGAGAAUGAGAAGGAUAAAGAUGAGGCCCUGUCUACAUUGGAAAAUAAACUUCAGGAACUGGUGUCCAAGAUGCAGGAGCAAGCUGCAGAAUACAAAGAAAAAGAGGAAGAAAUUAAAAAACAGUACAUGCAGCUAAGGGAGGAUGCUAAAACAAGACUCAAAGAAAUGCGAGAACGCAUGGAAGAAGAAAAAACCCAGAGCACAGACAAAAUAACAGCACUGGAGGCAGAGAUGACUGCAAUUAAAGAAAAACACGAAACAGAACUGCAAGAAAAGGACUGGCAUUUUAAUGAGAAGCUCACAGAACUUCAGAGUCAAAAUGAGAACCUCCAGAAAGACAUUGAGGACUACAUCCACAGCUACACAGAGAUUCAGAAUCAGAAUGAGGCUCUCAGAAAUCAGGUGGACGGACUCCAAGAUUCCGCAGCGAGUCAGGAUGAAAUUAUAAGAUCGGUCACCCAGCAGCUGGAGCAUAGGAUAGAGAGCUUGAACCAAGAGUAUGAGACUAUUGUGAAAGAGAAGGAAGCCAUUAUUGCCUCUAUGGAAGAAAGACACAAAACUCUGGAGGAAUCCAUUCAAAGUCUCAGUGACCAGUUGGAGGAGAAAAGUGCAAUUCAUCAGCAGAUACUGGAUACUAAGGAAGAAGAGUUGAAGAAGGCACUCGAGAAAAUGGCAGCAAUUGAGGAGUCCAGUGAGACAAUGAAAGUAGAAUAUGAAAAAAUAAUACAGGAGAAAAAUAAAACUAUAUCUAAUUUGGAAGAAGUCCAAAGUCAACAGCAAGAAGAAUUGAAGUCCGAGCUGAAGGAGAAGGACUUGUGGGUGGCUGAGGGGAACAAACAUCUUGAGAGGAAAGACGAGGAGUUGAGGCAGACCAAGGAAAAGUUUGCUCAACUCAAGGAAAAGGCAACAAACAAACUUCUGGAGUACAAGGCCUCUUUGGAAGAAAAAGAGGCAGAACUUGUGAAACUUAAAGAAGAAAACAAUCAAGUUAAACAGAAAGUGGAAGAUCAUGAACGGCUGAUGACAGAAAAGGAAGAGGCUCUAAGACAGGAACACGAGGCAGUACUGACAGAAACGAAGCAAGAAUAUGACAAACAGAUAGUUGAACUUCACCAAAAUGACGCAGAACUUCAGGAGAGGUUAAAAGAGCUGACGGAGAAGCUGAACAGAACUGAAGAACAGCUGCAUGAAUAUACCCAGGAGUAUGAGAGCAUGGUGGAACAAUACAAAGCAAAGUUGAUAGCACAACAGCAGCAGUUUGAGGCUGAUAGGAUGAAACUAAGGGAAGGAGCAGAGCUAUUUCAGAAGACGAUGGAGAGUCAGGUACAGGAGAGUGAAGACAAAGUGUUGGCUCUAUCACAGCAAAAACAGGAAGAAUUGGGCACCCUGAAAAAAGAGCAUGAUGAAAAGUUGAAAGAAUUAAAACAAAAAUAUGUGGCUAAGGUUAAAGAGAUUCAGGGAAAGAGCAAGGAAACCAUUAGUGAAUUAGAAACUCGGCUAAGCAGCCAGGUGCAGGAAAAUGAAAUGCUACGUGGUCAAUUGGAAACCUCUUUUAGCAUGGGAGAGCAGAUCCAGCAAGAUGAAAAGGACUUGGAAGCUCUGAGAGUUCAGCUCAAGGAGGCAGCAGAAAAAACAAAUGAAUUGGAGAGUUGCUUAGAAGCAGAGAGAUCUAAGACUCACUCUGCAGGGAAUAGAGUGUUAGAAUUGGAGAAAUCUUUGGAGGAAAGUGAAGGGAGGCACCAGCAUGCACAGGCCAGGAUUGAAGAAUUGGAGAGAAUGCUGGAGGAAAACAAAAACGCCCAAGCUCAGGCCUCUCAGGAGCAGAUAGAAUCUAGUCAGUCCCAGCUUCAGGAAAAGGAUCAGAAAGUUGUAGAACUGGAGAGUCAUAUUGAGGAGUUAAAGUCCAGACUUUUUGCUGACGAGCAUAGAAUCGUUGACUUGGAGGAGGCACUGUCCUCAAGCCAACAUGAGCAUGCUCAGUCUCAUGCCAAGGUUCAGGAACUUCAGUCCAUUCUUCGAACUGAGAGAGAAACGAAUGACAGUGAAGCUCAACAGGCCAUGGAUGAGAAACUGAAUGAAUUACAACAGGCUGAGCACAGAGUUUCAGAACUCGAAGCUACACUUGAGGGUGUACAACAUAAGGCUAGGGCUGAGGAAAGCCGUAGGGUGGAACUUGAACAGACUCUAGCUGAGAAUGAAAGUGAGCUAUCAGGAUCGCAGAGUAGGAUUCAGAACCUAGAAGAACUGCUGGAGGAGAACAAGAAGGCACAAGUCCAGGCCUCACAGGAGCUAAUGCAGUCUAGAGAACUGGAACUUUCAGAAAAGGAACAAAAAGUGCAAGAAUUACAGCAAAACGUUGAGGAGAUGAAGACAAAGCUUUUUGCCAAAGAGCAGAGAAUUGCUGACUUGCAAGAGGAACUGUCUUCAAGCCAACAUGAGAUUUCUGAAGCCCAGACCAAGAUUCACGAACUUCAGUCUUUGCUUAGAACUGAGCAAGAAAUGAAGGAGAGUGAAACACGUCAGGCUGUGGAUGAGAAAGUCAAUGAAUUACAAAGGGCCGAGCACAAAAUAUCAGAACUCGAAGCCACUCUUGAGGAUGUACAGCAUAAGGCAAGGGCUGAGGAAAAUCGUAGGGUGGAACUAGAACAUUCUCUUGCUGAAAAUGAAAGUGAGUUUUCCCAAGCCCAGAGCAGGAUACAGGACUUGGAAUGCCAGUGCAGCGAGCUCACAUCAAAACUUGACACUUUCAGUGCAAAACUGUCAAAAAUGACAGAUGAUUUCGGGAAUGUGCAGUCUCAAAAUGUUCAACUUCAGGAGGAGUUGGGGACCAAAACUAAUGACUGUGAUAUCAAAAUUCAAGACUUGAUAACUAAACAUGAGCAAGAACUGAAAAAUCAGUCUGAGAAACUUGAGAAAGAGGGUAAUGCAAAGCUCUUAGAACUUAAGAAAAAAGCUGAAAUGAAACUUGCUCAAAUAAAGAAAACGUUACAGGGAAAUAAUGAAACUGCUGUAUCAGAAUUAACAGACUCUAACUCUCGGUUACAAGAACAGAUAUCUGUUCUGGAAGAACAACUUGAAACACUGACAAAAGAAAAAGAAAAUAUAAAAUUAGAAAAGGAAAAGAUGGAACAGGAGUUUUCUGUUAAAAUGGAAACACUAAGAGGGAAUUUCUGUGAACAAUUAGAGGCCAAGGAAAGGAUAGUUUUAGAAAGUAACCAGAAAUCUGAGAGCUUAGAGCAGUCUCAGAGUGGUCUAAAAAUAGUUGUAGAAACUCUGAAAGCAGAGAAGGAAGAAAUGAAUCAAAGGGUUAUCUUGUUAGAAAAGGAAAAAACUUUAAUGCAGAAAGAAAUGCAAGAACAAUUUUCAAAAUUGAACGAAGAAAGAGUACAGCUACAAAAAUUGCAAGAAAAAAUAAAAAAACUUGAGGAAGAGAAGUUAAAACUCCAGAAACUUGCCAAGAAAUUCAAGGCAGACUUUGAGUCCAGUUCAAAAAGGCUGGAAAAUCAGACUGAGGACUCUGAACUAAAGGUGUCAGCACUAGAGAAAGAGUACCAAGACAAGCUGGAAGAGCUGAAACAGGACCAAAGUGGCAGAAUACGCCAACUUGUCAAGGAGUUCAACCAACAGAUGGGCGAAAAGGAGAAAGAGUUCCACGAAACGUUAAACGCAGCUUUGGAGAAGGGUCAGAGAGAUGAUGCGCGCAUGCAGACAGAGUACAUGCAGGAGAUUGAAGAACUGCGUGACGACUUGCACGAGAAGGACCAGGCCAUGGAAGACAUGAUGGAAAAACAUCGACAGGAACUGAAGGAACAGGAGACAGAGCUAACCACCAAGUUAGAACUGUCACGGCAAGCGAUAGAAAAACUCCAGCAUCAACUCCAGGAAAAAGAUCAAAACCACGAGGCAGACAUAAAGAUCUUGGAGCAGAAGCACCAGGCGGCCAUGAAGAAGAAGCUGGAGGAGAGAGAACAGCGUCAACAGCUGGAGGUGGCUGGACUCACCAGAGAGUGGGAUCUGGAGAGAAGGUCCGAAGACAAAGCUGAAGCACAGGAGCUGUCCAGACAGAACCAGCUUGCCUUAGAGGCUGUCCAGAGUGGCUCAGCCAGUGGGGAUAUGAUGAGACAGCAAGUGAUAUCUCUAACCAAACAGUUAGAGGACCUGAAGGCCAAGCACCGUAUGGAGCUGGCGGAGGUUCAGAGUACCCGAGACAUGUCCAGUCUUCCCCAGCCCUUGCUCUCCUCCCAGCCUGAUGACGGAGCACAGGGACUGUCAGAGACACAGCAGAUAGAGCUACAGAAUAUGAAUUUACAGGCCAAGGUAAACCAGCUUACAGGUGAAACGGCACAGUUGCGCUUGAGGGAGAAAGAACUUCAGGCACAGAUUGAAAACAUGCGCUAUUCCCACCAAUCAGUGACCCCGCCUCAGAGUCCUUACCGUUACCAUAACGACACGUCACAUGACACCAGCCUAGGUCCUCUGCUGACAGAGCCUACUGAGUUGGAGUACCUGAGGAAUAUAUUGUAUGAAUACAUGAUGGGGAAAGAAACCAAGACACUGGCCAAAGUGAUAGCCACCAUUGUGAAGUUCAGCGACGAGCAGACGCGGAAGGUCAUUCAACAUGAGGAGGCUCGGCAGGGGGGUUGGUUGCUUAGCCCCUAAAGUUUACUAGUUGCUCUUGGAUACUUAUCUAUCACAACAAUACAAGAGGGCAGACAAUCUGUGAAGAAGACCAGUUCCCAGAUUUAGAGAUGAAAGUCCUAAGGAUGUAUGGGAAACUCGGAUAUUUGGGUGUAAUAAUUGUAUUUAUGCCCCCCCAGAAGCGUCCUAAAUAGAGCUGGGUGACUUCGGUGCUUGCACUUUCUGGAAUUUAUUCAAGGGUCCAUUUCCAUCUCUGCUAGCAUAAAUUGUGAUGUCAUCUCCUUCCAUUUGUAGAGGAUGGAGUACAUAUCCAGGGAGGUGAAUUGAAACCAUUGCUCUUUGCAUUUAUAUGACUUCUGUUCGAAGGAGCAUCAAAGAACUGGAUUAAACUUAACUGACUGAUUCAGAUACAAGAUCAACAAAAAAAUAAUAACAUUGCUUUUGACAAUAAUUGUGAGGGGAUGCCUUCUGGGAUUUGUUGAGGUAUCUGAACAGAUUCAUAUUACACACAGAAUCUGUAGUACCUCCUUUGCUCUGCUCACCAGAUGGCUCUGCUUACAAAAAGAGACACAGGAUGCUCCCUGUGACAUUACUACAAACAAUUUAGUACAUUGAUGCUUGCUUUAUCCAAAAAUAGAAUUUAUUUUGGAAUAUGAUGGACUUUUGAAAUCAGAAUGAUGCUGUGAUAAUAAAAUUAAUUUUAUGAAAAAAUUAAUGUAAAAGAUAGUUGGACAUGAGGUCAAAUCCUUGAGCAUGUACUCAUGUAUUAAGUGCUUUUAAUCUUUCACAGUUUUUUUUUUUAAUAUCAUCUGUGGCUUUAUAUUCAGAUAUAUAAAGAUACUGAGCAAGCAAGUCUAAACAAGUUUAACUGGAUGUAAAUGACAAUAUAAUCAUUUUAUGUGGUUAUCUGUGACUCAUUUGUCAGACUACAUUUAACAAAUUAAAAAAAAAUAAAUUGCCAGGAUAUUCUUUUUACUAGAGCCAAUGUCUUCAAGAAUACACUGCCUCGGAGUAGGCAUUUGUUUUAAGCUUCCUUGAGAGUUCAGUGUCAGAUUGGCAAUAUUCUAGUCUGAUUUUAUUCUUAAAAAUAAUAUA
Molecule: messenger RNA, 10761 nt
Organism: Lingula anatina
Lineage: Eukaryota; Metazoa; Brachiopoda; Lingulata; Lingulida; Lingulidae
Biological process (GO): Golgi vesicle transport
Cellular component (GO): Golgi apparatus
Molecular function (GO): small GTPase binding
Source: RefSeq, a predicted model, not a curated record